Molecule: messenger RNA, 5675 nt
Organism: Nycticebus coucang (slow loris)
Lineage: Eukaryota; Metazoa; Chordata; Mammalia; Primates; Lorisidae
Product: histone H2A type 1-C
Exons: 4
Coding region: 32-424 (130 amino acids)
Cellular component (GO): nucleosome
Molecular function (GO): structural constituent of chromatin; protein heterodimerization activity; DNA binding
Source: RefSeq, a predicted model, not a curated record
AGCUUUCGUUUCGUUUUUUGUGUUGUUUGCGAUGUCUGGACGCGGGAAGCAGGGAGGCAAAGCUCGCGCUAAAGCUAAGUCUCGUUCUUCUCGUGCAGGCCUACAAUUCCCGGUAGGUCGUGUUCACCGCCUCCUCCGCAAGGGCAACUAUGCGGAGCGUGUUGGAGCUGGUGCACCAGUGUACUUGGCGGCAGUGCUGGAGUACCUGACCGCUGAGAUCCUGGAGCUGGCUGGCAAUGCUGCUCGUGACAACAAGAAGACGCGUAUUAUCCCGCGCCACCUGCAGUUGGCUAUCCGCAAUGACGAAGAGCUCAACAAGCUUCUUGGUCGUGUGACUAUUGCACAAGGCGGUGUCCUUCCCAACAUCCAGGCGGUAUUACUGCCGAAGAAGACCGAAAGCCAUCAUAAGGCAAAGGGCAAGUGAUUUGACAGGCAUCUGAGCUUCCGGAAAAGCUACCAAACCCAAAGGCUCUUUUCAGAGCCCCCCCACCCUUUCAAAGAAGAGCUAAACUCACUGUUAAAGAUAAAAGGAAAAUUAUUCAGAAGCUGCGGCUUGCAGACGAACUUCCUGCUUUCCAGAUACUGCCACCAGUUUGGGACCGGUCCAGACUCUUCCUCUACUCCUUCUCCGUGCUACCUGCUUCUACUGUAAUCAUUCUCAAAGGAAAAGGAUCAGGUAUCCAGGACUUAGGGUGAAGGCAAAGUGGCAGAAAAAACAGGUGACCAUCUUGAUGACCAUACAGAAUUUCCCAAGGAGUUUUUAAAGUUACAACGAUUCUAACUGGAAGCUGGACUAAGAAUCAUCAAACCUGGGGGAGGACAAGCCUUACAGAAUUCUUUCCUCCCAGCAUUUCCUUUAUGCUAGAGAAUAUGGAUCCUUAGGUCAGGAUUGCUUCAUUUAAGCUGUGGCAUCAUUUUUGCUCACAUGUCAAAUUGUUUUUCAAUAGUUUCAUACGUGCAUGACCUUGACCAAGGUGCUUAACCUUUUCCUGACUACAUCUCUUCAGGCAUGCCUUUGCUCACUUUAACAUGAAAACAACCUGGCUUGGCAGCAUGGAUUCUGGAAUUAGAACACAGGCUGAUCAAGACAGAUAGUGUACUAGACAUUUACUGUGCGCCAGGCAUAUUUCUAUGUAUUUCCAGUGUAUUAAUGUAUUUAAUCCAACAAUCUUAGAGAUGGAUUCUAGCCCAAUUCUGAAUUUAAAGAUGAGGAAACCAAGAAACAGAACUUGUCUAAAUUCUAAGGCCACUUCUAACUGAUGGCUGUUCUAUAACACCACUCUCUAAAAGUUAUUGUCAGAAAAAUGGAAACAAUAAAAAAAAGACACAUAAUGUGUGAACUUUGUCCACAUACCAGAAUGUUACGAAAGGCAAUUAAACUCCAGAAUAUUAUUUACUAUUGAUAUUCUAAACUCUGAAGAAUUUAAGGGAAACACCAGAGAAAGAAAUAUUAACAAUAUAUUUAUACCAUAAACCUAGAUAAAAAGUCAGUACACUUUUGAUUUAAGGGGUGACACGUGAACCAAGGAACCGGUAAGAAGUUGGUUUGGUAAAGAGCUAUAGGAGUUGAUGAACUGAUUGUUCAGGAAAGAAGAUAGAGAAGACUUUAGUUUGAGUUCUUUUCUGGGAUCCAAUAACAAAACUUUGUAUUUUAUUUAUUAGAUCAAAUAAAUCUGUUUAAUUUUACUUACCUCUUAAAUGUUCUAUCUCCAAAGGCUGUCACAUUGAGGUUUAGGGCUUCAGGAUAUGAAUUUUGGGGGAAACAAUUCAGUCUGUAAUAUUCCACCCUUGACCUACCAAAAUUUAUGUCUUCCUUCCAUGCAAGAUACAUUCACUCCAACCUAACAACCCCAAAAGUCUUUACUCAUUCUGGCAUCAGUUCUAAAGUCCAAAGUGUCAUCUAAUUAUCGUCUAAAUCAGAUAUGGGUAAGACUCAAGGUACAGUUCAUUCUGAGGCAAAAUUCCUCUCCUGCUAUCAACCUUGGAAAUCAGACAGUUAGAUUCUUCUAAAAUACAAUGAUGGGACUGGUGUAGAACAGAGACUCCCCCCACCCCCUUCCAAAAGGGAGAAAUGGAAAAAAAGGAAGGGGUGAUGGGUCCUAAUCAAGUCUAAAACCUUGGCAAGGCAAAGUCCAUUAGGUCUUAAGGCUUGAGAAUAAUCUUCUUUGACUCAAUGCCCUGACUUCUAGGUCCACUGGUUCUGCAGAGUCACCUCCAUGACUCUGGGGGAAGGCCUACUCCUGUUCCCCUGCCUGAAUCCCUGCCCCUUCAGUUUGGUGGGGUCCUAUUCAGUUAGCUCGCUAUCUGUGAGGACUUCUCCCACACAGUUUUGCUGGGAAUCCUGCAUCCUUGAAACUGAGGUGGAGUCAGCCUUACCUGAGCACUCCUACUCCUACACUAUGCCUACUUGGGCGUUCUGAAUCUGAGGUGGGAGUGUCACUCCUAAUGAUCUCUGAAUUGCUUUGUGAUCCAUCUUUCCCUUUCUUGAAGGAUAGUUCACAUUUCACCGACAGAGAGCUCUAUGAUAGUGUUCUGUAGAAUCCAAAAAGUCUAACAAACUGCUUCAUUCCUUCCCAUCUUCUCUAAUUUACUUAAAACUGGCAGCAUCUCUGAUGACAUGAUUCUAUUUCCCUUCCUGACUUCUGCCAAAAUGGCUGAUUAUGUUCAUGCAUUGCACCCAUUAUCUCUUUAUCAAAUAAUUGUUCAACUAUACUUCUUCAAGAAAAGUUUUAUUAUUAUUAUUUUUUACAAUAUGGGUAGGGUAAGAAUUUUCCAAAUCCCCAAGUUCUGAAUCCUUUUUGCUUAAAAAUUUAUUUUCAGUUCAUCUCUUUUCUCUUAUAUUUUACUAUAAGCAGGAAAUAGGACACAAAACACACCUUCAAUACUUUGCUUAGCAUUCUAUUCUGCUAAAUAUGGAAUGUCAAUGCUUGUAAGUUCUACCUUCCUCUAAACAUUAGAACAUCAUUCAGCCUAGUUCUUUGCCACUUUAGAACAAGGGUUACAUUUCCUUCAGUUUCCAAUGAUCUGUCUCUCAUUUCCAUUUGACACCUCACCAGAAUGUCCUUUAAUGUUCAUAUUUAGCCAAUAUUCUAUUCAAGAUUAUGUAUGUAUUCUCUAAGAAAGGGGAAACUUUCUCUCCAGUUCUCUUCUUUUCUUUCUAAACCCUUAUAAGAAUUACCUUUAACAUUCAUAAUUCUACCAAGUCCCUUUGUGGCAAUUGGCUUUUUCUAGCAUGAACUUCAAAAUUCAUCUAGCUUCUACCCAUCACCCAGUUACAAAGCCACUUCCACAUUUUUUGAUAUUUGUUGUAGUAGCACUCCACUUUUUGACACCCAAAUCUGUCUUAGACUCCUUGGGCUGCUAUAACAACAUUCCACAUACUAGUAGCUUAAACAAUAGAAAUUUAUUUUAUCACAAUUCUAGAGGCUAGAAAUCUGAGACUGAGGUGCCAGCAUGGUCAAAUUCUGGUGAGGCUUUCUUCCUGGCACGCAGGAUACCAAGUAGAUGACCUUGUCCAUUCUUUCCUGUAUAGCCAUAGCUGAAAGGAGAAGGCUCUGACUUUAUACUAUAACAAAUUGUCCUUGUAUUAAAAAUUCAUGUCAAAAUGACUGGAAUGUAAUGUGCUCUUAAUUUUAGAAACUUGGAGCUUGUUGCUGGUUCCUAUUCUUUGCUCUGCUCCUUGAUGGGUUCAUCAAUGCUAUACUUUCAGAAACCAUCUAUAUGCAAUAAACUUCCAAUUUUACUUCUCCAGCCCUAAUCCCUUUCUUAAGAUACAAAUGUAUGUAGUUAAAUUUUUACUUGACAUUUUCAUUUGGAACUCUUAACAGGUCUCUCAGCCCGAAUACUUCCAACACACCGAAGUUGUCAUUGUGAUCUCUAAGCCUGUUAUCCCCUCCAGUUCUCCCAACUUAGUAAAUGACACUGACAUAAAUUCAUUUAUUCAAGCCAACAUUCUAGGAGUGAGACUUGCUGUUUUUCCUUUAUCUCCAUAAACUCAAACUAUCAGUGAGUCAUAUCACCUACACUUUCAAUACAUGUCUUAAUUCGUUCUUCAUAUUCCUUACACAGGACCACCUCUGGCUCCUGUCUACCUUUCUCACUUCAUCUCCUUUGCUCUGUUCUAGCUGUGCCAAUCUCUUCCUACAAAGCAGCUAAGCUCUGCUGCUAUCAAUAUGUUUGCAUUGUUGGUCUUGUUCUCUGAAAUUCCUGUCUUCUGACUUUUCAUUUAGUGAGCUUAUUUUCACCCUUUAUGUUUCAGCUCUUUUCAGAGAAGCCUAUCUAAAGUAGAUCUGUCUAGAUCUAUUAAAGAUGUAUUAAAGAUCUGGGCCAGGCAUGGUAUAAUCCUAGCACUCGAGGAGGCCGAGGCAGGUGGAUCGCUUAAACUCAAGAAUUCAGAGACCAGCCUGAACAAGACUGAGAGACCAUGUCUCGAAAAAUAGCUGGGCGUUUUGGACGGUUGCCUACAGUGCCAGCUACUCCAAAGGCUGAGGUUUGAAAAGCUUUUCAUCACAGAGAUGCUAGAAUCCUGAGUGUCUGCCAAACCUACCAAUUCUCGGAAAUAAAUGGAUGGAUGUUGUUAAUGUUCCUAUGUCACUGGUUGAUUUGGCACCUACAAAUAUUUUUAUAUUAAAAACUUGCUCUAAGUUUAUUUCUUUGUUUUUACAUGUGGGGAGGAGUAAGGUAGGUAGGGGAGAGGGAAAGAAUAUGUAUAUAAUUGAGGGAAAGCUCUCUUUAGUACAAAAUGUGUUUACUUUUCUGAAUAAGCAUUAUAUUCACAGGGUUCAAACAACUUAAAAUAGGUAUGUAUUGAGAAUCCAUCCUACAACUUCCUCCAGAUGAUCACUUUUUUCCUUGUGUAUUUUCUUCUCGUGUUAAUUUAUACUGAUGUCAGUCAAUGACUAAUGUGUCUUAUCUCCACCUUUUCAUUCUUACAAGGUAGCAGACCACAUACAGUUGUUCUGUUCACAACACUAUAUCUUAGAAAACUUUCCAUAUAGGAACACAUGUGAGAAGUCAAAGACUGAAAAUAAAAGAUUAUUCCAAAACAUGAAACAAAAGAAAACAGUGUCCAGGUUCUGUGUGGACACUGCAGAACGUUCUGUAACAUUGGCCUUCAUUUCCACCUGGGUGCAGGCGGGCUGAGUUUGAGAAGGAAGUCAGCACAUGGGUUAAGGUGGAUGGAAAUUUAUAGGGUCAGAAGGGUAGGGAUUGGCACAUUCUCUCUUUCUUGGGUUGGCCAUUCCAUUUGGGCAGGCCCAUUCUAUUUGGGUGGGUUGGUUCUAUUUGACUCUAUCAAUAUGGAGCUUCUCAUACACAGUUGUAUGUUAUUACACUACAGGGAUACAUUGUAGUUUAUAUAUUGUAGUUUUCUGGUCUUUUGCUUUAAAACAUCUCUGGAAUGAUUAACCCUGAUUUACAGCAAAAUUGAAAUUGCUCUCCUAUUCUGCUGGAACAGUGGAACAUAAACUGAAAUUCCAGUCACUCUUGGUUUGGACUCAAGGUUCUUUUUCUUCAAAACUAUGUAACUGUCACCAGUUUAGUUAUUUGAACCUCAAUUUCUUCAUCUGUAAAGGGAGGGAAAUAUCUAUCUAAGUGACUAUGAGAAUGAAAACGAUCACGUGUAUAGAUUAUUUGGAACUCUGAAAAUCAACACAAAUAAAAUUAUUUGAUUUUCA